AUGCCAAAGGAUAGAAGAGAUCGUUCCAUAUCUUUUGAUAGGUGCAGGGAAUCUCCUUAUACAUGCAGCUCUAGUUGUUCAAGACGAACUUCACCUAAAAUCCCUUCAGAAACCGAGGAGAAUCUGAAGGAAUGGGAAGAUGCCAGGUGCCCUGUAUGCAUGGAACAUCCACACAAUGCUGUUCUACUUAUGUGUUCUUCACAUGAGAAAGGUUGCCGUCCUUACAUGUGUGAUACAAGCUAUCGUCAUUCUAAUUGUCUUGAUCAGUUUCGCAAGUCAUUUGCAGAAACAACUUCAACAACUCCACAACCACAAGAAAGUAGGAUCACAACCAUGAAUGCUUCUGCAAUUGUCAGCUCAGUAUCAACAGUUACAGUUCCACCAGAGGUUCGAUCUGAGGAAGGAUCCUCACCUACUGAAACCAUUUCUUGUGAAAACAAGGUGCAGCCAAAGCUAGUGUGCCCCCUGUGUAGGGGGCAGAUAAAAGAGUGGAUUGUAAUGGAACCUGCGCGAAGUUUCAUGAAUGCAAAAUCAAGAAGUUGUGCCUGUGAGACAUGCAAUUUUACCGGCACGUACUCGGAUCUCAGGAAGCAUGCUAGGAUUGAACACCCACUUGUUCGACCAUCAGAGGCUGACCCAGAGCGGCAACGUAAUUGGAGGCGGCUGGAGCGUCAGAGGGACCUUGGAGACUUGCUUAGCACACUCCAAUCUUCAUUUGGAGAAGAGAGGGGUGAUGACAUUUUGCCUAUAGAUGAUGGUGGUUGGCUUACUGUAUUCUUUCUUAUAAGAGUUUUUCGACCUGGAUCUAGUCCAAGGAGUAGUAGCUGGUCGGGUACCUCAAGAGCCAGAGCACAGCUAGGCUUCAGAAGGAGAGCCGCCCGGCAUUGGGGGGAGAAUCAUGAUGGUGAAACUGGAUCUUCUUCCAGAGAGGAUGACAAUGAUUCUUCAGAUGGUGGGUCAGGCCCUUGGAGGCGCAGUGAGCGCAUCCGGCGAAGGACAACACCAGACCAGUUGUGA
Dovyalis caffra is the source of this 1017-nucleotide messenger RNA. The record is from the annotation of a GenBank genome assembly. Lineage: Eukaryota; Viridiplantae; Streptophyta; Magnoliopsida; Malpighiales; Salicaceae.